AUGUGAUGGACAGGCAGCAUCCAUCUUCGGCCAUUGCGAUCGACCACUGCAUCAUUUAUCACGAGUGACCACUUGCGAUCAGCUUUUUCUUGAUCCUCAACUCAGUUGUCAGGAUUUAUCUAUUAUAACUCCUCAUGCCAUUAUUUUUGAGCUUUUUUGGCUUGCUGUCCCCUUGACCACAAUGCCGCCGCCGUCGCUGCUGCAGCUUAGCACGGCGACUGCUAUCAGGAAUGUGAAGUUUUUAAAUGACAUUGGCAAUAUUCCAUAUCCCCUCGCUCGCCCGUUCCUCCUCAAAAUCGAAAGCCCAGAGAAACUCAGAUUGAUAGAACAACUAUCCCCCCAUAUAUCCAAAGACGACGACGAACUAUGGCUCGAAUUCAUAAAACGAGAUAUACCCCGGUGGGACGAGUACGACUUGCCCGAGAAGUCCGAUUGUUGGUAUGACGUAUACUGCGACCUCCGGGAACAGGUUCAGAAAGCAGUGGAGGAAGAUGCAGAGAAACUGAAGAUGGCGCUGGAUGGCAUCAGCUCUGAGCGUGCUGAAAAAAGUGCAAAAUUCGUGCCCGACCGACGAAGCCUUCGUCUUCCCCAGGAAAGGCCGACCGCGAAGCAACGAUAUGCUUCAUACGAUCGAAAAAUGGGCGGCCUUGCACCUGUCUUUUCCAGUGCCAAUUCCGGUCUCAGUAGCACCAGUUCAGAUCCCCAAGGGCCGUCUGCAUGGUCUUUCGAACGUCCUUCGCUUCCGCGAGAUACAAAGAAGAAAAGCAACAUCUUUACUACCAAGAAAAGAAAUAAUGUGCUGGCCAUUCCAACAAAGCAGCUGCAUAACCGAGCUUCUCAAGUCAGACAGGCGCCUCGUUCUCUUGUUGAAGAGCACAGGCGACCAUCUGAGCCCAUUGCGCCUCGACGUACGGGGCCUCCACCAUCAGUCGCACCUGGACGGUUAAUUGCACCUGGACGGUCAAGGCCACAAGGCUCCCUUAAUCCUGCAAGCCAGAAUAAUCAAACAAUUUCGCCAUCACUUCAAGAAAGAGAGGCAAGGCUGCGAGCCUUGAAGUCUGGGAACCCAGUAAGCUCACGGGCUUCGGCGUCAUCUUCUGCGCCAAAAACUGCAACGACUUCAUCGCCGGCCAGGGAUUUGUCAAGGGCCUCUGCCACGGGAGCUAAACCCAAGACUCAGCAUCAAACGCCAACCCGCGAAUCAUCCAGGCCUGUUGGAGCGGACACCAGUUCAAAUGACGACGAAUCUAAAACCUCCCCGGCACAGGCACCGCGCCCUAUGGUUCGAAAACGAUUAGCCCCCAGUGUCUUCAUGCAGCCCAAGAAGAGAAAAGUCACCUGAAAACAUUAUACCCUUCAUUUCUCUUUAACCUCCCGACCAUUACUUCUUUUUCAACACAUUCUACGGCCAGUAGAUGCAUCCUUGUUAUAUCUGACUGGCAUGUGACGAAAGCAUGAUUAUUCCAUGUUAUUUUAUCGGCGGCGUUCUACAAUACUCAUAGGUGUACGGAUAUAGGAAGCUUUGUUUUCUUUCUUGGAUGAUACUAGGAUAGCCUUGGUAGCCCUUUGUUGCAUCAUUCAAUGGAGUUUUUUUCGAGAUGGUCUCUGGCGUUUUA
Aspergillus wentii DTO 134E9 is the source of this 1616-nucleotide messenger RNA. Its product is annotated as elongin A domain-containing protein. NCBI's taxonomy places the organism in Eukaryota, Fungi, Ascomycota, Eurotiomycetes, Eurotiales, Aspergillaceae. The transcript has 3 exons. Gene Ontology annotation, cellular component: elongin complex; nucleus. Bases 182 to 1342 code for a protein of 386 amino acids. Gene Ontology annotation, biological process: transcription elongation by RNA polymerase II. The record is from RefSeq and is a predicted model, not a curated record.